AUGAGUAAAUUACCUCCACCACCAGUUCAAUCAUCACCACAAGGAUUUCAAUUACCAUCAUUACACAGUGUACAAUUAAAACCAGUUAGACCACCACCUCAACCAACACAACAACAAUUAGCAUCAAAUACCUCACCAAGAGAGGUAGGAACAUCACUAUCACCACAAUCACCAUCGAAUAAUAUUAAUCCAUCAUCAUCAUCGUCAUCACCAUCAUCGUCAAUUAGACAAUCACCAUCAUCAUCACCAAAUGUAGCAAGAAAAGUACCACCAACACCAACUAAUAAUAAUGGUGGACCACCAACAACAACAACAACAACAACGACAACAAUGCCACCACCACCAGCAUUUAUAAAGAAACUUUCACCAUCAUCAUCACCAAUUUUACCAAAACGAAUUGUAUCAUCACCACCUUUAAAUGGAAAUACGGCACCACCACCUCCACCAAUUGUACAUUUACCACCACCACCACCAACCAAUUUACCACCACCACCAACAUUGUCACCAUCUUCAUCAACAACAACUUCACCAUCAUCAUCUUCAUUAAAUCUAAGUGGUGGUGUUCCAUUACCUCCAAGAAUAUUACGAAAUAGUGAUGGAAGUGCUAAUAAUAAUAAUAAUAGUAAUAACAAUAGUAAUAAUAAUAUAAAUAGUUUAAACUUAAGUACUAGCGGAGGCAUACCGCCACCUCCAUCUUUUUUUAAUAAUAACAAUAAUAAUAAUAACAACAGUGGAUCAUUUGUUAAUAGUGCAUCAUCAAAUGGCUCACCAAGUUUACAAUCACAAAAUUCAGUAGGAUAUUUUAAACCACCACCACCACCAGUACCAACAAGAUCAGCAUCAUUAGAUCCAAAACAAAUGGGUCAAUUUAUAAAACCUCAACAAAAUCAAAAUAAUUCAAAUAAUAUAAAUAAUAUAAACAAUAAUAAUAAUAAUAUAAUACUACCACCACCACCAAAUAUAAAUAUAAAUAAUAAUAAUUUUGUUCCAUAUAUACCAUCAAACAACAACCAACAACAAUCAACAACACCACCACCAAUUGUAUCGAUAUCACCAUUAAAACGUAAUAGUAUAGAUAAUUCAGUUGUAAAUAAAAGGUUAUCACAAGAUUUAAAUACAAUGUUAGUUAAUCGUUUACAACAUGGUUUAUCACCACCAGUUGCAACACCAUUUUUUGAUGAUAAAAUUUUAGGAUCAGCUUCAAAGUCUGCAGAGUUAAAAGAGAAACGUGAUCAAGAAGAACGUGAACGUAGAGAACGUGAACGUAUUAAAAAGGAGAAAGAAGAUUCAGAAAAGAAAGAGAAAAAAGAGAAAAAAGGUAAAGAAGAACAAGAGAAAAAAGAUAAAAAGAAAAAAGAAGAACAAGAGAAAAAAGAUAAAAAAAAGAAAGAAGAGGAAGAAAAGAAAUCAAAAUCAUCAUCAUCAUCAUCAUCAUCAUCAAAGAAAUCAUCAUCCGAUAACACAAUUGUAAAUCAAAAUAUUUUUAAUAAUACAUUAUCACAAAUUAUGGAGAAUCAAAGAGAUGCUCAAUCUUUAUCACCAUCAUCAUUACCUUAUCCAUUGAUACUUAAAUUGUUGACAGAGAGUAUUAUGAGCUUAAAUGGUCCCUAUACAGAGGGUAUUUUCCGUAUAACUGGUAGUGGUACAGAGGUGAAUAGAUUAAAGAAACAAAUUAAUGAACAUGAUUUCUCAUUGGAUACUCAGGAUCCUCAUGUAUUGGCUGGUCUUUUGAAACUUUGGCUUAGAGAAUUGGUUCAUCCAAUCAUUCCAUCCGAACUCUAUAAUGAUGCCAUUAAAAGUCGUUCCAAAGAGGAGGUCUCACGUAUCAUCUCAUUGAUCCCAGAUCAAAAUAAAGAGGUACUCAAUUUCUUAAUACCUUUCUUAAAGAAUGUCUCUCAACCUCAUUAUGCUCAAUACUCAAAAAUGGAUAUCGAUAAUGUUGCUAUGGUUUUCAGUCCUGGUCUUUUAAGAUCAACAGUUUUAACAACUGAUCUAUUAUUAAAUUCUCAAUAUGAAAAAGAUUUUGUUAAAUGUUUAAUUGAAAUGUCUCCAUAA
Molecule: messenger RNA, 2055 nt
Organism: Dictyostelium discoideum AX4
Lineage: Eukaryota; Evosea; Eumycetozoa; Dictyosteliales; Dictyosteliaceae
Gene: gacO
Product: RhoGAP domain-containing protein
Exons: 1
Coding region: 1-2055 (684 amino acids)
Biological process (GO): signal transduction
Cellular component (GO): cytoplasm
Source: RefSeq, a predicted model, not a curated record